Anastrepha obliqua is the source of this 354-nucleotide messenger RNA. RefSeq lists its product as uncharacterized. NCBI's taxonomy places the organism in Eukaryota, Metazoa, Arthropoda, Insecta, Diptera, Tephritidae. The coding region runs from base 1 to 354 and encodes 117 amino acids. The record is from RefSeq and is a predicted model, not a curated record. The transcript has 2 exons.
AUGGAGUGCGAUUUACCACAUUCGCUUAUCCAAAGAACAAUUAUCAAUAAAAAAAUUAAUCUUCCGUCUGAAUUUGUUCAGUAUGUUAAGGAUUCUCGAAAGACGUCAUCUCCACUGAACACUCAUCACCUUACUCAUUCAUAUUUUCGGGAUUAUGACUCUCUUCCUAAGCGAUACUCUUCUAUUCGUCCAGGCAAAAAAAUUGGUGAUCCUACCGUUAACAAAAUUCGAGUACUGGCAUAUGAUCCGCUAGGAAUUAUUUAUUUCAAAACAAACAUCAAAGACGAAUAUACUCUUCUUCCACAUCGAUGUGCCAAAAAGAUUAAACCAUACCAAAAGAUUAAAUAUUUCUAA